AUGGAGGAUACGUUGCGGCCAUCAAAGCCUACUCCCAGAGGAAAUAAGACGGCCGCAGAUUCGCUUAGCCAGGUUGGGUUUACGUCAAAGGGAGAUACGAAACUCCUAGAUCCCAAGGCCCAAGAACAGUACUAUAAGAAGAUUGUGGACAGAUAUGUGCACUUUUGCAAUGUCCACUCCGGGAACCUUGAUGCCGCGUUCAGCUCCCUUCCAAGAAACCGCUCUGAAGACCCAACCAAGAACCCUCCAGUUCCUAUACCUAUAAGGCCAGCAUCUAGAGCUAGAUCUCGGUCCCGAUCACCAAAACCACCCAUCAAACCCGCUGCCCCAACAGCGGCGACCAAAAGCACAGUUCCAUCAGAGCAGCAUCCAACACCAGCUGAAGAACUUUCUAUUCUCCUUCUUUCGCUCCGUAAACUGCGGGAAGCCGUUCUAGCAACGAGCUCCAAAACGCCCAUCGCAUUCUCCCAGCGCGUCCACAUAUUCUGCAUACGCGUAUCAAUCCUGGCUCAGCACCCACCGUCAUACUACCCCCCGUUGCAGCGCCUGCUGAAACACCUUCACUCGUCUACCAAUCCACUGGACCCCUCUGAGCUGCACGAGUUUACGACGUACUUGAUCCUGGACUAUGCCUGUCGACAAGACGAUAUGUCGGCUGCAUAUCAGCUCCGGGCACGUGCAAAGGCAGUAUUCGGGUAUCGUAAUAAUUCUGUCGACUGUAUUCUUAGAGGAAUAAUGCAUGACGACUGGGUGUUAUUUUGGAGAACUAAACGGAACCAGAAUGCCUAUACAAAAGCGUUGUUGAAUUGGGUGGUAGACAGUGUGCGCAGGCGAGCGUUAAAGGCAGUCGGGAGAGCAUAUCUGUCGGUGGACGUGAAUUAUUUGGUGGAAUGCUGCGCCGGCGAAAAUGAAGGUUGGACAUGGGAAGCGCUGGUGGAAAAGGAGGGUUUGGGAUGGAAGAGAGAGGGUGAUAAAGUUCUGAUAAGGGCUAGGAAGCCAAAUGUUGAAUCCAAAAAGUAA
Messenger RNA from Histoplasma mississippiense, 1020 nucleotides. RefSeq lists its product as hypothetical. The coding region runs from base 1 to 1020 and encodes 339 amino acids. The transcript has 2 exons. NCBI's taxonomy places the organism in Eukaryota, Fungi, Ascomycota, Eurotiomycetes, Onygenales, Ajellomycetaceae. The record is from RefSeq and is a predicted model, not a curated record.